Selaginella moellendorffii is the source of this 1505-nucleotide messenger RNA. RefSeq names its product violacein synthase-like. The transcript is spliced from 7 exons. Gene Ontology annotation, molecular function: FAD binding; kynurenine 3-monooxygenase activity; NAD(P)H oxidase H2O2-forming activity. Bases 1 to 1377 code for a protein of 458 amino acids. Lineage: Eukaryota; Viridiplantae; Streptophyta; Lycopodiopsida; Selaginellales; Selaginellaceae. The record is from RefSeq and is a predicted model, not a curated record. Gene Ontology annotation, biological process: NAD+ metabolic process.
AUGGCUGUCAUCGUGGGAGCUGGCCCGUCGGGCCUCCUCCUCGCACAUCUUCUUCUCGAUUGCGCCGCGGAGAAGGAUUCCCUGCGUGGAUUGCUUCCGGUCAGGAUUUUCGAGGCGCGCGACGAUCCGAGAAUCCCAUUGCCGCUGUACAAGACGCGGCAGUAUUGCGUUGGAUUGAGCGCCCGCGGCCGCGAUGCGAUCUCUAGAGUGGAUGGAUUGUGGACCGAGGUGGAGAAGCAAGGGGUCCCCUCUUCGCAGUUUGUGUUGCACAUUGGCGGCCGAGCGAUUGCUCUCAAGAGAAACCCGGACAAACCUUCGCUUCUUGUAAAUCAAAGAUCUCUGGCAGCGGUGCUUGUCAAAGAACUCCAGAAACGUUACUCUCAAAAGCAAGUCCAGGUGAUCUAUGGUGCUCGCUGUGUUGGGGUCGAUUUUAACUCUCGAGCUGUAGAAUUCCGACUUAAAGGUGACGAGACCAUGCAAGUUCCCUACGAUCUCUUGGUUGGUGCUGAUGGUGCUCGAUCGGUCGUUCGAGAAGCUUUCAUCCGAGAGAGAGGCUUUGAUUUCCAGCAAGUAAACACGCCUUAUACUUUCAAGGUCUUGCACGUCCCGAGGCCGGCAGAGCUCUCGGAUGAUGCGGUUCAUUCGUUCAGAGUGGUCACAAAGAAGGAUUCAGGUGAUUGUAACUGUCCAAUCCGUUUUUUUUUCGAGUUUGCUUAUGUAACAGGUAGUACGAGCAUAAACUUUGGUUGCUUCCCGACGCCCGGCGAUGGCAUGUCCGUUCUUCUGGGAUGGUCUCCUGAAACUGAGCCGAAGGAUUUAUUGCAAAUCCAAAACGCUCAAGAGCUGCAAUCUUACGUUGAAAAGUACAUGCCGCCACUUUCAGUGCCUCUCGAGGCUGCGGAAGCAUUCAUCUCGCAAAGGCCAUCAUCUUCAAUGCAGGUCUCUUGCAGCAGGUUCUACGCAGAAAAAGGUAGAGCAGUGUUGAUUGGCGAUGCGGCCCAUGCCAUGUCCAACGCUCUAGGCCAAGGCUGUAAUUCUUCUCUCAAGGACGUGGACACUUUCACUCGAAUGCUAGUCGAGGAGGGAGAUGUGGUUUCAGCAAUGAAAAGAUACUCGACACAGCAAGUUAAAGAAGACCACGCUGCAGCGUACUUGUCCCAGAACGCAUUCCCGGAGUCGAAAUGGCUCCGCCCGGCUUAUCUUCUCGGUAACAUAGUCACUGCUGGUCUGAGCAAGACUCCACUCUCGGCACUGAUCCCUCCUUCCAUUCAAAGCCUGUGCUCGGAAACACUGAUCCCAUACUCGGAGAUUGUGAACAGGAACAAGUUUUGGUUGAAGCUUGUAGAGGUAACGAAUUUACUUAGUGCCAAGGAGUAGAAGCUAUCUAGUCUUUCGCUUGUACUAAUCGCUGCCCAGUUUUUUAGCUCCAUUCUCUUCAUUACCAAAGAAGAGUUGCUUGCUCCCUCGCAUAGAAUUCUCAAAGCAAUUAUUUUGGCAUCUACAAA